Messenger RNA from Carica papaya (papaya), 840 nucleotides. The record is from RefSeq and is a predicted model, not a curated record. NCBI's taxonomy places the organism in Eukaryota, Viridiplantae, Streptophyta, Magnoliopsida, Brassicales, Caricaceae.
CUUUGUUCGAUUUGUAUGUUUAGAAACUUGAAACUGGAAUACCUGGAUCUGUAUCUUAUUCAUUUACCAGUCAGCAUGAAACCGGAUGAGUUCACUUUUCCAUUUGCGAAGGAGGAUAUAAUUGCUAUGGAUUUCAAGUCAGUGUGGGAAGCUAUGGAGGAGUGUGUGGAGCUGGGUUUAACGAAAGCAAUAGGAGUCAGCAACUUCUCGUGUAAGAAGCUUGAAAUAAUAUUAUCCACAGCAAAAAUCCCUCCUGCUGUCAAUCAAGUGGAAAUGAACCCAGUUUGGCAGCAAAAAAAGCUAAGAAACUUCUGCGAUGAAAAAGGUAUAAUUGUUGCAGCUUACUCCCCUCUGGGUGCCAACGGAGCUCUUUGGGGUACAAAUCGUGUUAUGGAAUGCAAUGUGAUCAAGGAUAUUGCUUGUGCUAAAGGAAAAAGUAUUGCCCAGAUAUGUUUGAGGUGGGCUUAUGAACAAGGAGUUGUUGUGAUUGUAAAGAGUUUCAACAAAGAAAGAAUGAAAGAAAAUCUUGAUAUAUUUGACUGGCAGUUGACUUCAGAAGAAUUACAUCAGAUAAAUCAAAUUCCACAGCAAAAAGCAUUUCCUGCCCUAGAAUUUAUUCAUAGCGAAGGGCCUUACACGACUGUUGAUGAGUUUUGGGAUGGAGAAAUCUAAUUAUUCUUACAAAAUUAUAUGUAUUUGAUUGAUUAAUUAAUAUUUUUAUGAAAUAGUUAAUACUCAUAUAUGUCCUUAAACUAGUGGUGUAAUAAUUUAAUAAGACAUGAUCAUGUAAUAAUGUUAGUUAGGUUAUUAAACUUAAGCAAUUAAUAAUAAAACAUUUAU